AUGUCAGACCUCACUGCCUCCCGUUUUCGGGAGUAUAAGGUGAUGUAUACCACAGAGAUCACUCAAAAGCGUAAACGGUGGCAUGAUGGGACUUUAAGGGUGUUUGACUUUAACAAUAAGUGUUUCCUGAAAGAUGAUAUUCUCGGUCAACUCGUGGAGACAUCCUUUGUUGAUGGCUCCAUAGCUUUCAAUGACGGAGCCCUGGUCAAUCUUGAAGGCGUUCUCAUCGAGGUUGAGUAUUUGCUAGCUGUUUACGAGAGAGAUGCAAGUUCCGUCAUAUGCGGGUCACUUGGGACACAUCCUCAAGACGUUAAACCCAUUACGAAGGUUCUUUGGGAAUCCGAGAAACAUCAAAGUCAUGACGACUACAAGGUAGUUGAUAACGUUACCAAGCGGGUUGAGCAACGUCCAAGAUGGAGACCAGUGGGGCUACCACGUCCUCGUUCUAAGAAGUAA
Komagataella phaffii GS115 is the source of this 456-nucleotide messenger RNA. RefSeq lists its product as hypothetical. The coding region runs from base 1 to 456 and encodes 151 amino acids. NCBI's taxonomy places the organism in Eukaryota, Fungi, Ascomycota, Pichiomycetes, Pichiales, Pichiaceae. The record is from RefSeq and is a predicted model, not a curated record. The transcript has a single exon.